UCCCAACCCAAUCCCUCCUUCUUAGUCUCUCUCGCCCCUGCAAGUCGACCAGCACGAGCACCUUCGACGGUCCGACGAGCACGAUAUAGAGUUGAAGAUGGAACAGAGAUUUGCCAACACUUGGCGUAUGACAGUCAAUGAGAAGAAAUUCAUCGAGAAUGCUCUGCUUUCAGACCUCAGAGUUGAUGGUCGUCGACCUUUUGACUAUCGCCACUUAACCGUUAGUUUCGGAAGAGAGGAUGGUUCAUCAGAGGUGCAGCUAGGUCAGACUCGUGUUAUGGGUGUUGUGACUUCUCAACUGUUACAACCUUACCGAGAUAGGCCAAAUGAAGGGACUCUGUCAAUAUAUACUGAAUUUUCACCAAUGGCUGACCCUUCGUUUGAGACAGGGCGUCCUGGGGAGUUUGCAGUGGAACUGGGACGUAUAAUAGACCGAGGUCUAAGGGAGAGCAGGGCUGUGGAUACAGAAUCACUUUGUGUUGUUGCUGGGAAGUUUGUGUGGUCCAUCCGUGUUGAUCUUCACAUUUUGGAUAAUGGAGGGAAUCUUGUUGAUGCUGCUAAUAUUGCUGCUUUGGCUGCACUCCUAACAUUCCGAAGACCUGAAUGUACAUUAGGAGGAGAAGAUGGUCAAGAAGUGAUAAUUCAUCCACCUGAGGUGAAGGAGCCACUUCCUCUGAUCAUACAUCAUCUUCCCAUAGCAGUGACCUUUGCAUUUUUUGGCAAUGGUAACAUUGUGGCAAUAGAUCCUACUCACUAUGAAGAGGCUGUAAUGGGAGGAAGGAUGACUGCUACAUUGAAUUCCAAUGGCGAUGUUUGUGCAGUCCAAAAGGCUGGCGGAGAGGGUAUCAUGCAGAGUGUGAUUAUGCAGUGUUUGCGCAUUGCUUCUGUUAAAGCCACUGAUAUAACAAGCAAAAUAAAAAAUGCUGUUGAAGCAUACAACACUGAAAGAACACUAAGGAAGAUAAAGCGUCACCCAACAUCAGUUGCCGUGGAUGUCAAUGGACCAGACAUUAAAAUGAGGCUGUAUGAAGAACAAUCUGUUGUAAAGAAGGAAGCUGGUGUGCAUCCAAUGGUGAGGUUUGGGGAAAAAACAGAAGAAAGCUGUUCUACUAUAAGCAAUGGUAUUGAAAGUGAAACUCAAACGUCUCAACGUGUAACAAAUGCAGGAGUUGGUGAUACUAAGAGUUCCAUUGGUGGACCAUCAACUUGGGAUCCAUACUCGAAGGGCAUUGAUCUAUAUUCCCUUAGAACUUCUCUAGCUUCAUCUGUGAUGCAAAGACAAAAAAAGGAACAAAAAGAUUCAAGACAUGAUAAAAGGCUUAUUAAAGUCAAGGCUGAGGAGCCAGCACUAGAUGUUUGUGACAAUAGGUCUGCGCCAAUUGAAGCCAGUGGAGCACAACAGCAAGUGAAUGAAGUGAAGACUUUGAAAGAUGCUGUGAAGCCCAAAAACAAGAGAAAAGAAAAAGUAUCUUCCACCAUAUUAAGUUAAGACUUACUGUCAUUUGAUAACAGUUCCAUCUUAUCGACACCUGGAUGUAUGCUUGACAUAUUAACGCCAUAUUUCUCAUAAGCGAGCCUAAUUUAAGGUUUCCAUUUCUCUUGGCUGCAAACACCUGGAUCAGUCCAUGAUGUAAAAAUUUUCAGAUGUUGCUGGUUUUGAUCUUUC
Molecule: messenger RNA, 1666 nt
Organism: Telopea speciosissima
Lineage: Eukaryota; Viridiplantae; Streptophyta; Magnoliopsida; Proteales; Proteaceae
Product: exosome complex component RRP45A-like
Exons: 10
Coding region: 98-1489 (463 amino acids)
Biological process (GO): U1 snRNA 3'-end processing; nuclear mRNA surveillance; U5 snRNA 3'-end processing
Cellular component (GO): nuclear exosome (RNase complex); cytoplasmic exosome (RNase complex)
Source: RefSeq, a predicted model, not a curated record